AUGACGCAAGUUAUCGAAGUCGAUUAUGUGGUGGCAGGUGCCGGCGGAGUCGGUAUGGCGUUCGUCGACGAGAUCGUCACCCACUCCGACGCGACUGUCGCGAUCAUCGACCGUAAGCAUCUUCCGGGCGGCCACUGGAAUGAUGCCUAUCCCUUCGUUCGAUUGCACCAGACCUCCACCUGCUACGGCGUAAAUUCUACUGAGAUGGGCGGUUACAGCAUCGAUCAGGUCGGUCUGAACAAGGGCUGCUACGAGCUGGCCAGCGGCAGCGAAGUGGUCGCCUACUUCGACACCGUGAUGCGCAAGCGCUUUCUACCCUCCGGGCGGGUGCGUUUCUUCCCGCUAUGCGAGUACAACAAGCAGAACAACACCGCCGUCUCGCUCGUCACCGGUGCAACACACGAGUUCCGCGCCAAGAAGAAGUUCGUCGACGCGACCUACCUGAACGUCACGGUGCCGUCGCAGCGUGAGCCAGAUUUCAAAGUGACCGGCGGCGCGCACGCGGUGGCCGUCAACCUGCUGCCGAAGGUCAUUUCGCAGCACCAGAACUUCGUUAUCAUCGGCUCUGGCAAGACAGGCAUGGAUGCAGUGCUGUUCCUGUUGACCCACGAGGUCGAGCCGGAGCGCGUAACCUGGGUCAUGCCGUCGGACGCCUGGAUGUUCAACCGUUUCGAUGUCAAUCCGGGCCGCAAGUUCAGCGAUCCUGUCACCAAGUACGUUAUGGGCCUGCUGCAGGCUGCGCUCGAGGCCGAGGACUACGACGACUACUUCAAGAAACUCGUUGAGCGCAAGCUGGUGAUGCAGCUGGAUCCGUCGGUCAAGCCUGGUCGCUGGCGUUGUGCCACGUUCACCCCACUGGAACUCGAGCAGUUGCGCCGCGUGAAGAACGUGGUGCGCAAGGGCUAUGUUGAGUCGGUGUCGCUGACUGAGAUGAACAUGUCUAAGGGUACACAUCCGGCGCCGGCCGAUGCCGUGUUCAUUGACUGCGCCGCUGAUGGCCUGCCCAAGGUCCCGAUGGUCCCGGUGUUCAACGGCAAUCGCAUCACGCUGCAGACCGUCCGCAUGUGCCAGCAGGUUUACAGUGCCGGCUUCAUCGGUAACGUCGAAUGCAAUGUAGACGCCGACGAGAAGCGCAAGAAUGAGCUGACCCAGCCCGUACCGCUGCCCUACAAGGACUUCGACUACCUGCGCUGUGCGAUCGCUAAUUGCCUGAACAUCUCAAUCUGGCUGUCUGAGCCGGUCGUUGUCAAAUGGAUCAACGAGUCGCGUCUCGACCUGUUCAGCCCGAUGCUCGAUUUCGGAUGCGAGGAGGGCCUUGCCAACAUCCAGGCAAUGGGUCAGCUGAUCCAGCAGGCGGUCCCGAAGAUGCAGGCGCUGCUGGAUGGCCACAUGCAGAAGGUAAAUGGCGAAGCCGUAGUCGCCUGA
Penicillium angulare is the source of this 1425-nucleotide messenger RNA. RefSeq lists its product as uncharacterized. The transcript has a single exon. Lineage: Eukaryota; Fungi; Ascomycota; Eurotiomycetes; Eurotiales; Aspergillaceae. Bases 1 to 1425 code for a protein of 474 amino acids. The record is from RefSeq and is a predicted model, not a curated record.